GUUGAGGUGCAACAAAAUAUCAAUCAUCCAGUCCUGUCCGAUCCGGAGUUUCGUAUCGACGUCCCUCGACUGCCUUUUUCUCCCCCCUUCCCUCUUCCGUUCUUCCUUCCUCUUUUCUUCACCAUUCCCUUUUCUCCUUUUCGGUCGAAGCCAUACCGUGAGAGAAGUCCUUCCGGUGCUCCUGCAGCGCCAUUGAAUCCGGCAACAUGGAUCUCGCAAUGAACGCCACGUCGACCCCGGGAUUAUCGGGAGGCUACUGGAAUCAAUUCGACGAGAUCUCCAAGACCAAUGUCUCCCUCAAUUAUUUCGAGACGCUAUGGCUCACAUGGUAUGUCUACAUGCAGAACGAUGUGCUCGCCACCGGCAUCAUGUCGUUCGUUCUGCAUGAAGUCCUAUACUUUGGGAGGUCUCUGCCGUGGGUCAUCAUUGAUUGCAUCCCGGCGAUGAGGAAAUACAAGAUUCAACCCAACAAGAUUCCGACGGCAAAGGAGCAGUGGUACUGCGCAGGCUUCGUCUUGCUGUCUCACUUUACGGUUGAAUUGCCCCAGAUCUGGCUUUUCCACCCCAUCGCGCACUACUUCGGCCUUCAAACCACGGUUCCUUUCCCGCCUGUCUGGAAGAUGGUCUAUCAGAUCGCCUUGUUCUUCUUUAUGGAAGAUACCUGGCAUUACUGGACCCAUCGCUUCCUCCACUCCUCUCCGUUCCUCUACAAGAACAUCCACAAGCUCCACCAUCAAUACUCGGCACCCUUUGGUCUUGCCGCCGAGUAUGCUUCUCCGAUUGAAGUCAUGAGCCUCGCGUUCGGUACGGUUGGCUGCCCGAUCAUCUUCGCUUCGUUCACGAGAGAUCUACAUCUUAUGACCAUGUACCUCUUCGUGGUCUUGCGUCUCAUGCAAGCCAUCGAUGCUCACUCCGGCUAUGAGUUCCCCUGGUCGCUUCAUCAUUUCUUCCCGGUCUGGGCAGGCGCGGACCAUCAUGACAUGCACCACGAGAAAUUUAUUGGCAACUAUGCCAGCAGCUUCCGAUGGUGGGAUUACAUCAUGGAUACCGAGAACAGCCCGGAGGCGACCAAGAGGCGGAGGGAGAAGAAGCUUGCGAAGGUUAGGAAAGCACAAUAAUCCUUGGAUUAUCGUGGACGUGGACAUUGGAAAGAUGAGACCAAGGGAGGGCCACAAGACAAGGUCAACGACACGAAGCGGAUGCUUCAAGAGACUCGGGAGUCGGGAGUUAACAUUACCUGGUUCGGAUUUGAGGAUGUUCGGAGGUGCCAGGGGAAUGGAAGGUUUGAAUCGACUCGAAUUGAGGCCGUAUUAUGUACAUAGGCUAGAUAUGCCUCUAAUUCUCACCUAAACUUAAUAGACGCACUGUUAGUCGCUCUUCUCAAAGUUCAAACUCCAGGGACUUUACCAAUCGAACAAAUAUCAUCACAUGCCAUCUGCAUUGCACAAGGCACUAGACACAUGAGAGUAGCAAUAGUACGGUAAUUAAUGGUUCAU
Messenger RNA from Eremomyces bilateralis CBS 781.70, 1496 nucleotides. Its product is annotated as putative C-4 methyl sterol oxidase Erg25. Gene Ontology annotation, biological process: ergosterol biosynthetic process. Gene Ontology annotation, molecular function: iron ion binding; C-4 methylsterol oxidase activity. NCBI's taxonomy places the organism in Eukaryota, Fungi, Ascomycota, Dothideomycetes, Eremomycetales, Eremomycetaceae. Bases 207 to 1118 code for a protein of 303 amino acids. The record is from RefSeq and is a predicted model, not a curated record. The transcript has 4 exons.